Wasmannia auropunctata (little fire ant) is the source of this 2225-nucleotide messenger RNA. It is a transcript of the gene Pgant6, whose product is annotated as N-acetylgalactosaminyltransferase 6. The transcript is spliced from 2 exons. The record is from RefSeq and is a predicted model, not a curated record. NCBI's taxonomy places the organism in Eukaryota, Metazoa, Arthropoda, Insecta, Hymenoptera, Formicidae. Gene Ontology annotation, cellular component: Golgi apparatus. Bases 313 to 2142 code for a protein of 609 amino acids.
CAGUGGGCAGCAGUCGCGCGUGUUGUUCAGUUCGGGUUUCGUCGGCUCUCUAUCAUCGCGUAUGCCGAAGCGCCGGGGAGUCGACGGCUAUAUCUCGGCUGCAUCUCCUGGCCGCUGCCGCGCGGCGCGGUGAUGACGGACGACGCGUCCGUCCGUCCACGCCUGGCGAGAUCCGCCUGCGUCUACCGCGAGUGCCACGUACUACGCGCGACGACGAGGUAAAGAGGUGAGGUUAAGUCCUCCUCGUCGUGAGGGAAGGAAACCGGCGCGAGGCCGAGCCCCGCGACGAGACAUGAUCCUCUCGCGAAGAAGAUGAGGCGAAACGUGAUCAGCCUGAUCAAGUUCCUCCUCCUGGCGGCGUUCACCGUGCUCCUCACCGUCGUGGUGUUCCGUUACGCGCGAUCGCCGCCCAGCCGUCGAAUCCCGGCGCCGCUCGACACCCUGGCGGCGGCGGCGGUCGCCGCCGACCCGAGGGAUGACAGCAAUCGAGGAAACGACGAGCGUUCGCGUCAGGAUUUGGAUGACAAAAUCGAUUGGCAUGAUUACACGAAGAUUGAGGAAGAGGAGAAACGUAUGGGGAUGGGGGAACACGGGAGACCAGCCUUUCUCUCCCCAUCCCUCGACGCGCGAAAAGAAAAAUUGUAUCAAGUAAAUGGAUUUAAUGCAGCUCUCAGCGAUGAGAUCUCAAUGAAUCGUUCAGUGCCUGACAUUCGCCAUCCAGAUUGUAGGAAAAAGAAGUACUCGAGGAGCCUGGAUCCCGUUUCUGUGAUAGUGUCCUUCCACAACGAGCAUUUCAGCACGCUGCUGCGCACCUGCUGGAGCGUGGUUAAUCGCUCGCCGCCUUCCCUCUUAGAAGAGAUCAUACUGGUCGACGAUGCCAGCACGAAAGUCGAGUUAAAAAGGAAGCUAGACGAUUACGUUGCCCAGCACUUGCCGAAGGUGUCGGUCGUGCGGUUACCAAAACGCUCGGGAUUGAUUAGAGGUCGAUUGGCGGGCGCGAAGAAGGCGAGAGCGAAGGUUCUCGUGUUCCUGGACUCGCACAGCGAGGCUAAUAUAAAUUGGCUGCCGCCGUUGUUGGAGCCCAUCGCGCGGGACUACAAAACCUGCGUCUGUCCAUUCAUCGAUGUGAUAGCUUACGAGACUUUUGAGUACAGGGCGCAGGACGAGGGCGCCCGAGGAGCGUUCGACUGGGAGUUGUACUACAAGCGGCUUCCGUUACUUCCCGAGGAUUUGAAGAGACCCGCGGAACCGUUCAAAAGUCCCAUAAUGGCGGGCGGUCUGUUCGCGAUCAGCGCCAAGUUUUUCUGGGAAUUAGGCGGUUACGAUCCGGGCUUGGAUAUAUGGGGUGGCGAACAGUACGAGCUGUCUUUCAAGAUCUGGCAGUGCGGCGGUCAGAUGUACGACGCGCCGUGCUCGAGAGUCGGUCAUAUCUAUCGUAAAUUCCCGCCGUUCCCCAAUCCCGGCCGCGGCGACUUCCUGGGAAAGAACUACAAGCGGGUCGCCGAGGUGUGGAUGGACGAGUACGCGGAGUACAUCUACAAGAGACGCCCGCACCUGCGAACGUUGGAUCCGGGUGACUUGUCGGAGCAGAAGGCCUUGCGCACGAGAUUGCGCUGCAAACCAUUUAAAUGGUUCAUGGAGAACAUUGCCUUCGAUCUCGUGGAGGUGUAUCCGCCCAUCGAGCCAGACGACUUCGCCUACGGGGAGAUUAGGAACAUGGGCGCGACCGAACUGUGUUUGGACUCGAAGAAGCGGAAGAGGGACGAGCUUGUCGUGAUGGACACUUGUAUGAAGGACGAUCCGAAAGUGUCGGGCGAGCAGGAGUUCCGGCUGACCUGGCAUAAGGAUAUCAGACCGAAGGAUCGCACGGAUUGCUUGGACGUGUCCAGAGGCGAGGAGAAAGCACCGGUGAGCUUGUAUCCCUGCCACGGAAAACAGGGCAAUCAAUUGUGGCGUUACGACGUCGAAAAGCAGUGGCUGCAACACGGUUACUCGUCCAGAUGCCUGGACACCGAUCCGGGCGGUAAAAAGGUGUUUGUGACUGCAUGCGACAAAUCGUCACCCACUCAGAAAUGGCGGAUAGAGCAAGUUAACAUGAAGGCGAUUAAUAAUUGGGAGAGCAUAGGACCCAAGCUCAAGUGAAUUCUCUUUCUUCGUACUGCCAUGUUACUUGAACAGUAGGCUCGCGCCGAAUUCCUACUCGUUAUAGAAUUAUAGAAAUCUAA